AUGUCUCCUUCUUGCGAAGAGUCCAAGAUACCGGACAUUGAGGGUGCAAUAACCCGUGAUCUUCAGACGUUCAGCAUACGGCAGCAAAAUGAGGACACAAUACGCAAAAAGUAUGACAAGUGGGUUCUACCACUUGUGUGGAUUCUCUUCAUCCUAUCUUAUCUUGAUCGAGGCAAUAUCGGCAAUGCAAAGACUGCUGGAGCACAAGUGACUCUUGAACUUAGCAGCUCUCAGUGGUCCUGGGUUCUCCUGUCUUUCUACAUCACGUACACGUGUCUAGAGUGGUUAGUCAUUUGCUGGAAAGUCUUUCCAGCCCAUAUAUACGUGGCAUUCUUAUGUUUUGGUUGGGGUACUGCAGCGAUGAUGACCGGCCUCGUACGCAACCUUGCAGGGCUUAUCGCCUGUCGGAUUCUGUUGGCGUGUUUUGAAGCUGGCUUCGGUGCUGGCGUGCCUUACUACCUUUCCCUGUUCUACACACGACGUGAGCUUGGUUUGCGCCUUUCAUUUCUUCUUGGCUCAAGCCCGAUAGCAAACUGUGUUGCGGGCGCAAUGGCGUAUGGGAUAACUCACAUCAAAUCAAAUUUGGAGCCGUGGCGAUUGCUAUUCCUCAUUGGUUUGUGA
This is a messenger RNA of Pestalotiopsis fici W106-1, 621 nucleotides long. RefSeq lists its product as uncharacterized. Lineage: Eukaryota; Fungi; Ascomycota; Sordariomycetes; Amphisphaeriales; Sporocadaceae. Gene Ontology annotation, cellular component: membrane. The record is from RefSeq and is a predicted model, not a curated record. Gene Ontology annotation, molecular function: transmembrane transporter activity. The transcript is spliced from 4 exons. The coding region runs from base 1 to 621 and encodes 206 amino acids.